Molecule: messenger RNA, 2586 nt
Organism: Camelina sativa (false flax)
Lineage: Eukaryota; Viridiplantae; Streptophyta; Magnoliopsida; Brassicales; Brassicaceae
Source: RefSeq, a predicted model, not a curated record
CACCUUCAUGAACCAAAAACAUACUUAUAUAGAGAACAGAAUCCAACUUCUUCUAUCAAUUCAGAUUCGCACGUUGAUCCUAAUCUUAAAUACAAAAAUCAACACCUAAUUAUGACCUGAUCUGAUAUUACCUCUCUUAUUCAAUCUUCCUGAUUUCUCAAUUUCAGUCCUAGGGUUUCAAAUUCCGUGACAUAUUCGCGUACUUGUUUACAGUUUAAAGAGAUGGCCGAAGCGAUGGAGACGGAGAUGGAGUUAUCUGAUGGUGAACAAACGAAUGCUAAUAAUGCAUAUGUUGCUGCUUCCCAAAACUCUGCUUCUGCUAUGUAUAACAGAAACCUUUUGGCUGCUUAUGGGAACUCACCCACUGGAUUAGAGAAAGUGAUACAAAGGAGACCUCAGGUUCAUCAUGAGCAGCUGCUACCUGGUUAUAUCUUUAUGUGUAAUGCGAGGACGAAAAAUGAUUGCUACCGUUACCGUGUUUUCGGCGUUCCAAGAGGAAGAAGAGACGUUGUUGAGAGUAUCAAACCAGGGAUGAAGCUUUUCCUUUAUGACUUUGAGAAGAGACUUUUGUAUGGUGUCUAUGAAGCUACUACUGGUGGCAGGUUGGAUAUUGAACCUGAAGCUUUUGACAUGCAAUAUCCUGCUCAGGUUGGAUUUAGAAUCCUCAUGAACUGUUAUCCCUUGCCAGAAAACGCUUUCAAGUCUGCUAUCUAUGAAAAUUACAAGGGGCCCAAAUUUAAUCAAGAACUUGCUCCUCACCAAGUUAUGUCUUUGUUAUCAUUGUUCCGUCCAUUUACUGCUCCAGAGAUCGAUCUGUUACCUCAGAGAUUGGCUUCUAGAGCUCCAGCACCAAGGACUCUAUCUUUUGAGGAAAGGUUCAUAGCUGCUACACAACUUAGAAAUGCUUCAUCUGUUUUAGAUCCUCUGUCUGCUCGUCAUGCAGAACCACGACCUGGCUCUCUUAUGGCCCAUCAGUCUGCUCCCCGCACAUCUCUGCUCCAACAUAGUUACUCCAGACAAGACGACUACACAACCCCACCUAGAGAUGGUCUGUCAAAUUUGAAUCAGCCUUAUUAUCCUACAGAAGCUCGGCAGCAACGGUUGCUCGGAGACCCUCCUCAGUCAGAUCCUCCUCGGUCAGACCCUCCUCGGUCAGACCCUCCGCGGUCAUCUAUACAGGACCCUCAACUUAAAUACCUUACCAUUUUAUCUAAUAUUCGGAGAUACGGAACUGCUUCAGAUUGCUUGGCGUCAGAAAGUGAAUAUAUUCCGGCAACACCAUCAGAGAAGGACCAGUUUGCGUCACCUUAUUCUGAUAAUAAAUAUCACCCGUCAACGUUAUCUGGGAAUGAGCAUCCUUCUGCACCUACAGCUAAUGGGAGUGUGUAUAGAAGUGAGUUCUAUACUUCACCAUCACAAAAGGAAGGGGAAGCUAGUCAGCAGCAUGAAAUCCCGGCUAGGACCUACUACCACCCAGAAGCAUCUACAGUUUCAAAUACUACAGUGUCCAUGCAACCAGAUAUGCAGGCAGUUAGUGCUUCUCAAUCUCAUACUGAGACAGCUGGCUAUCCUACACCGGCACAUGGUGAAGCUUCACAACCAGCUGCUGGAGCAAUUGCUUUCACACACCAACCUCAAAGUGUAGCGGGUAACUAUACCAAGCAUAUACAGGCUGGGAAUGUGGAAGAAAGUACUCAAUCGUAUGCUGGAACAAUGAGUUAUCCGCAGCAGCAAUAUUAUGCAGCUAUGGGGCAUACUACCCAACUCUAUGCUGGUGGAACUGGAUAUGUUCAAAACCCCCAUGAAAUUGGGUACGCCCAGCAACCUCAUGUUACAGUAAAUGGGUACCCUCAGCAACCCCAUGCUACAGCAACCGAGUACUUUCAGCAACCCCGUGCUGCCACAGCCGGGUACACUCAGCAACACCAUGCGGCAUCAACCGGGUAUUCUCAGCAACCGGCAGCUGGGUAUGCUCUACAACCACAUGCUCAAGCUGCUGAAUACACAACGCAACCACAUGCUCAAGCUGUUGGUUACAUGCCGCAAUACCAUCCUCAAACUGUUGUAUACAAUCAACAAGGUGUGAUGCAAGGUUCUGUACCAGGGGCUCCCGGGACAGCUGAUUGGAAUGCUGCAAACCAGGCAUAUUCUGCAACAGGAGAUUGGAAUGCGGUGAAUCAGUCUUAUUACCCUCAAACAGCGGAUGCAACCACAGCCUAUUAUCAAACAUCUUAAAAGUGUUGCGAAUCUGGGAUGGCAGAGAGAGGACUCUGUUAACUCUCGUAUACGACGUGGGCAACUUGUGCGUGGUGGGGAGGCAUGGAAUCAAACUGGUGCACUCAAAAGAAGGUCAAGGACAUUAUAGCUAGAGUCCCCAGCUCGUUUACUGUAAGUUUUUUUUCUAAAAAAAAGUUCUAUAUAAUGGUUUGAUCAUAUUCAUAUCUGAGCUGCACAAGAGGAAAUGCCUCAAACCAUCAAAACUUCUUGAAGUCCCAUUUCAGGAGUGCAAUCUGAAAUGCAAUUCUGAUUGGGAUGUAAAAUUAAGAAUCUUUUAUCAGUACUUAUCCUAAAACAUUUCUUUUGGUA